This is a messenger RNA of Morchella sextelata, 1944 nucleotides long. RefSeq lists its product as uncharacterized. Gene Ontology annotation, biological process: signal transduction. The transcript has a single exon. The record is from RefSeq and is a predicted model, not a curated record. The coding region runs from base 1 to 1944 and encodes 647 amino acids. NCBI's taxonomy places the organism in Eukaryota, Fungi, Ascomycota, Pezizomycetes, Pezizales, Morchellaceae. Gene Ontology annotation, molecular function: protein kinase binding. Gene Ontology annotation, cellular component: nucleus; nucleotide-activated protein kinase complex; cytoplasm.
AUGUCGACUGGUCACUUCACUUUCAAGUGGAAUGAUCCAACAGGGGAGGUUCAGGAGGUCUAUGUCACCGGAACCUUCGAUGCCUGGGGAAAGAGCACCCCACUUGCUAGGGAAGGAGAUGCUUUCGUUGCGAGGGUUGAGCUUCCGCUCGAGAAGCACCAGUACAAAUUUGUUGUCGACAACGAAUGGGUCAUCGAUCCAGACGCACGCAAGGAAUUCGAGGACGGUAUCGAAAACAAUAUCUUGAUCCAGGAGGACUUCGAGGGUCACGAGAAACCAGCCGCUACCGAGGAGGCCGAGGAUGAGAAGGAUGAGAACGAGAAGGAUGAGACCGAAACUGAGGCUAAGGCUGAGACCGCAGCGGAGAAGCCUGAGGUCUCAGAGGUAGAGAAUGCCGAUGAGACGGAAGAGAAGGAGGGCAAGGAUGACGGAGAGGAAGGCAGUGAUUCCGAGUCCUCUGGAAGUGGGGAGGAUGCCGAUGAAGAGGAGGAGGACGCGGAGGCAGAGCCAGUUGGCGAGCGAGCCCCCGACCUUGAUAACUACGACCUCGCAUCCUCCGAGUCCUCGUUCGAGAGUGAUGUACCCGAGCCCAACGACGUUGACGCUUCAGCCGUUCUUGUUAAUGCCGCCGAUGCCACUUCAGACGCCGGCGAAGAGACCACAGAAACCAAAGACAUCACCGAAUCCACCAAAGACGCUUCUGAAGCUACGAAGGACACUGCCGAGGCUGCUAAGGAGACUUCCGACAAUGAAGAGGAGAGCAGCGAUGACGAGGAUGGGACUGCCCAGAAGUCUGAAAAUGACCUCGAGCUUGGUGAGGAUGCUGCUGUUACUUGGGUUGCACCCGAAGGGGGUGUUAAUCUUGAAGCCCAUGCUGCGGAGAUCCCCAAGGAGAACCCCCCUACUUUCGCCGAAGUUGUAGCUGAGGGUGUUGUCGAGCCCAAAGUUGAGGAGGUCACCGAGACCGAGUCAGAAACUACGGCCCAGCCUGAAACUGCAGCCGAGCCUGAAAGCACACUUGAACCCCCAGCUGUGGCCGAACCUGCACCCAAAGCUGCCGACGAGAGUCCACUCGAGCCAGAGAUCGUCGAGACACCCAGCAUCAACGAGAGUGCCGAUACCGAAGUCAACGACUUGACCUCCACAGUAUCGCCUCUAGCCACAACUGCUUCACUAGCAGCUCAGGUCCCCAAAGAGAACCCCCCCUCAUUCGCUGACGUGGUCAAAGAUUCCACCAUUUCUUCAGCCUCGCCCGAUUCGUCCACCGCCGCUUUGGCUGCCGCUGUUCCGAAGGAGGUCAAGUCUAAGGAUACUCCCGCUGAAUGCCCUUACAACGCCGAUGGGACGCCUAAGGCUGCUCCGGUCCCCAAAGACACUCCCGCAGAGUGCCCUUACAACGGCGACGGAACCCCCAAGGCCCUUCCUGUACCCAAGGAAACCCCCGCCGAGUGCCCAUACAACUCUGAUCGCACUCCUAAGGCUACACCAAUCCCUAAGGAGACCCCCGACGCAUGCCCCUAUAACCCUGACGGUACGCCAAAGACCGCCGACCCCGCCCCAAUCCCGAAGGAGACUCCCGCGGCUUGCCCGUACAAUGCAGACGGCACGCCGAAAGCUGUCCCAAUUCCUAAAGAGACCCCCGCAGCAUGCCCAUACAACCCUGACGGCACACCUAAGGCUGCGCCAAUUCCAAAAGAAACUCCUGCCGAGUGCCCCUACAAUGCCGACGGUACUCCGAAGGCCGCCCCUAUCCCUAAGGAGACACCUGCGGCGUGUCCAUUCAACACUGAUGGAACCCCGAAAAAGACCUCACCUGCAGCUAAACCGGAAUCAUCCGGCACAUCUCUUGACUUCUUCAAGAGCAAGCCGACAGUUGUCGUAGGACUGGUCACAAUUAUCGGAUUUGUCCUUACAAGGAAAUACCUUUUCGGCAAAAGCCGUUAA